Messenger RNA from Phyllopteryx taeniolatus (common seadragon), 5370 nucleotides. RefSeq names its product solute carrier family 25 member 37 (gene slc25a37). The record is from RefSeq and is a predicted model, not a curated record. Gene Ontology annotation, molecular function: ferrous iron transmembrane transporter activity. The coding region runs from base 140 to 1147 and encodes 335 amino acids. Gene Ontology annotation, biological process: iron import into the mitochondrion. The transcript is spliced from 4 exons. Gene Ontology annotation, cellular component: mitochondrial membrane. NCBI's taxonomy places the organism in Eukaryota, Metazoa, Chordata, Actinopteri, Syngnathiformes, Syngnathidae.
CCUUUUCUGGGAAAACAUGACUUCGGUUCUCCUACUACAGUAAGUAGUGACGGUUGAUGAUGUUGUGGCUGUCCACGCUCCCGAUAACACCCUGACAAGCGGUCCUCGGAGUCCAGGGAGGAGGGGGAGCUCGCCACGCAUGGAGUUGAGCUCGGAGCGUGUGCUGGCACCGCUGGAGAUGUCGCAGACGGCGAGCCAAGGUGGCGAGCCCGCUCCGGGCGACGGCGACUACGAGAGCUUACCGCCUCAUGUCUCGGUGACGACGCACAUGACAGCGGGCGCAGUGGCUGGAGUUCUGGAGCACACGGUCAUGUACCCCGUGGACUCCGUCAAGACAAGGAUGCAGAGCCUGCAGCCUGACCCCAAUGCUCGGUAUAGUGGCGUGUACGAAGCCCUGAGACGGAUCAUCCGCACAGAAGGUUUCCUCAGACCACUAAGGGGUCUUAACAUCACCAUGAUGGGCGCUGGUCCCGCCCACGCGCUCUAUUUUGCGUGCUACGAACGGGUGAAGCACUCCCUCAGUGACGUCAUUAAAAAUGGAGCCAACAGCCAUCUGGCUAACGGUGUUGCAGGCAGCGUGGCCACUGUCCUCCAUGAUGCGGUCAUGAACCCUGCCGAAGUGGUGAAGCAGAGGAUGCAAAUGUACAAGUCGCCCUAUCGUGGACUUUGGGACUGCGUUCGCACGGUGACACGCACGGAGGGCGCAAGUGCCUUCUACCGCAGCUACAGCACGCAGCUGACCAUGAACAUCCCCUUCCAGGCUGUUCACUUCAUCACCUACGAGACCAUGCAGGAGUGGCUAAACCCUCACAGACACUACCACCCCGGCACGCACAUUGUGUCCGGGGCCGCGGCCGGCGCCAUCUCGGCCGUCGUUACCACGCCUCUUGACGUGUGCAAGACGCUGCUCAACACACAAGAAAAUGUGGCGCUCAGCUCCAUGAACAUCAGCGGCCAUUUGUCGGGAAUGGCCAACACUUUCAGGACAGUGUACAAGCUCGGCGGAUUGGCGGCUUUCUUCAAAGGGGUGCAGGCUCGAGUAAUAUACCAGAUGCCCUCCACGGCCAUUGCCUGGUCCGUGUAUGAGUUCUUCAAGUACUUCCUGACCAAGCAGGAGGCGAGACAUGCUUCCUGGAACGUAAAGUGAACGUGGCUGCUCAGUGAUGUUUGAGGAAGUCGGCGAGCUGUGACACACCUUCUUGUUACUGGACUGACGUCGGCACGUUUUUUUUUUCUUUUCACAAUGACGUCACUCAAGGGCAAAUGAAUCGAGGACAAAUUCACACAGUCGUCUUUCAACAUUCUUUCCUACACACAUAACCACAUUUUCUUAAAUGAUGUUUAGAGUUCUUACUAUUUAUUUAUUUGUGUGACUUGUAUUUUACUGGGUGCAGAAGGAAGCAACACAUCGCUGCUUUAUUUGUUUUACUUCUGUGUAUUUAUAAGGAACAAGCAAACUCACCCUUUUUUCCACUCCCAACGGAAAAAUGAAUCUUCCAACUUCCAAGUGCCUCUUUUGCUCUUUAACAGAGCAAAUCUUUCCGUUUUUAAAGCAAUUUUUUCCAAUUUUCUUUUAUUUUUUUGACAUUUUUGCCAUUAAGGAUGGGCAUUUGACUUAAUUUCCUUGAUCCGCAAUGAUUUUUUUAAAUUGUAUUUUAACGCAAUUUAUGAAAGAUUUUCUCUGAAUGUUCUGAACUCCUGUUUCCAUGGCAGCGCCGUAUUGAGCUGAAUAGAUCUGUGUAGAUGUACUGUAGCUCAACUUCCCAUCGCUGACAUCCCGUUAGGCUGUACAUUAAACAGCAAACUAGCCUUGACUGAAUCAACAGCGCACCUGCUGGUUGCACUCAAAUAUUACGUUACAUUUUGCCACCGAUCUUUCAUGAUAGGCGGAACGAUGUAAUUGUGGUUAGCGCAUCUGCCUCACAGUUCUGAGGUUUGUGUUUUGAACUCCGGCUUUCUCCCACAUUCCAAAAACAGGCAAGUUAGGUUAAUUGCAGACUAAAUUCUCCAUAGGUGCCGUGUUGGGAAAGUUUAUUUUCUACACAAACUAGUUCAAAGUUCAGUUCUUUAAUUUUAAAAUGAACUAGUUCAGUUAAUAGUUUAUCAUUCAAAAAUCUAAAAUAAGUUUACUGUUAAAAAAAAUGAACUAGUUCAUAAUUCUUUUUUUUUUUUUUUAUUUCCUCGUUAUGUUGGUGACGGGCUAUUUCUCAUCUAAAUCCAGGCAUUUCCCCAUUGUUGCCACCCUUCCGAUCCACACUAGUAGCCAGCUGCAGCUUUCACCCUACAGGUCCUGAAACUUGUUGCUUGAAUGGUCUUUUUUUUUUUUAAAUGAAGAAUUAAAACAAAAGUAGGACUAUAGUCUUUAAUAUGCAAACACCCUACACAGUAUGACAGGGACGAUGAUGAAAGUUGCAUUCAGUCUCCGACAUUGUUCACUUUGCACUCGUUCAGGUACAGCACUGCAUAGGUGUGAAUGGUUGUUUGUCUACAUGUGCCCUGCGAUUGGCUGGCAACCAAUCCAAGUUGUACAGUGCUGUGAAAAAGUAUUAGCGCCCAUUUUCAAAUUAUGUUUUUGCAUAAUUUCCCCACUUUGUUUAAGAUCAUCAAACAAAUGUAAAUAUCAGACAGAUAGAUAACCCAAGUGAAUUUAAAAUGCUGUUAUUAGAUGAUUUCAUUUAUUAAGGAAAAAAAAAAGUGAUUCAAAGUUACCUGCCCCUGUGUGAAAAAGUAAUUACCUCCCUUGUUAAAUCAUGAAUUAACUCUGGCUAAUCAUAAUUUUUGGUUAAUUUUCACUGAUCACACCGAAGCCUGAUUACCUGCAGACCUGUUCCAUCAAGAAAUCACUUAAACAGAAUCUUUCCUGACAAGAUCAAGUGAGACAAAAGAUCUAAAAAAGCUGCAACAAAAUGACACGAUCCAAAUAAAUUCCAGAACAGUCAAGAAAUAAAGUAAUUGACAUCUGUCAGUCUGGAAAGGGUUACAAAAGCCGUUUCUCAAGCUUUAGGAUUCCACCGAACCAUAGGGAGAGCCAUUAUCCUCACAUGGAGAAAACAUGGAACAGUGGUGAACCUUCCCAGGAGUUACCCCAAGAGAACAGCAAUGACUCAUCCAGGAGGCCACAAAGGAACUCAGGACAAACAACAUAAAGGCUCAUUUUGAUUUUGCAAAAAAACUUCUCACUUUUGGGAGAGUAUUAUAUGGACUGACAAGCUGAAAGUUGACCUUUUUGAAAGGUGUGUCUCGUUACAUCUGGCUAAAUGUAGCACAUCAUUUCAGAAAAAGAACAUCAUACCAACAGUCAAACAUGGUUGUGGUAGUGUGAUGGUCUUGGGCUGCUUUCUCCUUCAGCACCUGGACAACUUGCUGUGAUUGAUGGAACCAUGAAUUCUGCUGUUUAACAGAAAAUCUUGGAGAAUGCUGAGCCAUCAGUUUGUGACUUCAAGCUGAAGAGCGCUAGGGUUCUGCAGCAGGAUAAUGAUCCAAAAACGCACCAGCAAGUCAACUUCAGAAUGGCUUAAAAAACAAAAUGAAGGUUUUAGAGUGGCUUGGUCAAAGACCAGACUUGAGUCCGAUUGAAAUACAGUGGCAUGACCUUAAAAUCAUCCUCGAAAACCCUCCAUUAUUGCUGUAUUCAAACAAUUGUGUAAGGAAGAGUGGGCCAAAAUAUCUCCACACAAAUGUGAAAGACUCGUUGCCAGUGAUAGAAAAUGCUUGAUUUCAGUUGUUGCUGCUGAGGGAUGGCCCAACCAGUUAUUAGGUUUAAGGGGCCAUUACUUUUCCACACAGGGUCAGGUUAACUUUGAAUAGUUUUUUUCCCCCCCUUAAUAAAUGAAAUUACCAUUUAAAAAUAGAAUUUAAAGUUCACUUGGGUUAUAUUUUUCUGAUAUUUACAUUUGAAUGAUGAUCUUAAACAAAGUGGGGAACCUAUGCAAAAAUAUAAGAAUUUGAGAAGAGGGCCAAUACUUUUUCAUGACACUUUGUUCCACCUCUCCCCCAAAGUCGGCUAGGCUCCGUCACACCCGCAAAUCGAAUGAUAAAAAGGACGAAUUGAUGUACAAUUAGGACAUAUCAAGGAUUGAUUAAUCAACAGUCCCACUAAGUCCGUUCACAAUUCUUGAAGAUCAAUGAAUUGAUGGCCUGCCCAUCUCUAUUUGUCCCUAUAGCUGUUAAAUCACACACACUAUACAGAAGAGAGCCACUGCUGUUGUAGUGGUACAUUCCCCUGACUUUCGUGCGGGCAGUGUGGGUUCAGUUACCACUCAGUGACGGUGUGAAUGUGAGUGUGAAUGGUUGUUCAUGUCUAUCUGUGCCCUGCGACUGACUGGCGACCAGUUCAGGGUCUAUUCUGCCUUUCGCCCGGAGUCAGCUGGGAUAGCCUCCAGUGCUCCGCGACCCUGAAGAGGAUAAGCGGUAUUGAGAAUGGAUGUAUGGAUAUACAGUCCAGUAGACUCGACACGGGGCAGCUCUUGGAGGUCUGAACAUGGCUUGUCACAGACCUGAAUAACAGCCUUUGUGAUUGAACAUAAAUGUUCCAGAUUGUAUUGUAUAUCAAAUAUGAAAUAUAGAUUUUACUCAUAAUUUUUCACUCCAUUGCUAUUUUUAAGCCAUUCCUGCAUCUCUAAACAGAAAAAAAGCCACAUCGUAGUGUUUAUUUUGGUCAAUGUGUACAACCCACCAAAGACAUUGUAUCAAAUGGUAUUUUUUUAUGCAUCUGCUUUUUAACCCGAAGCCCUCCACCAAGUCCACUCCAUUAGCCCUCCUGACUCACAUCCAGACGCUUAUUUUUGUGUAUGUUUACAGUCACAUUGUGGUGACCACUCUGCAUGUCCCUUCCUGCUCAGCAUUGUUUCAAAAAUGGAUGGCAGCUUUUUUUUGCGCUCAAUAUCUACCCACCCGAAUAAUGGCAGUUGAAGAGGAACCGUUUUGUUUUUUGGGGUUUUAGUAUGUUUUGAUGUGUUUAAUGAUUGCAGUUUUUUUAUCAUUCAAUCUGUAUACACACUUUAUAUAAGCCAUAGUUGCGCUUGCAGAAUUUCCCAUGAGCAAAUGCGAAUUCUUUCUUUGAAAUUUAUAUAUGCAUUUGCGUCAUCUAUGUUUUGUGAGGUAAUCAUGUCUCCAAUCCAAGUGAAGAAAAUAUGCUCGCCAUCUCUCUGUAGGUCACUCUAGCGCUGCAUACACAGCACACAGUGCAGAAUAGUGAUGUGUGCUUGUGUGGGUACAUAUAUAUAUAUUUUUACAUGUAAAUAUGUUACGCUGUUUACGCACAAAUAACUGAAAUGGCGUUGGAAUGUUAGACCAUGCAUGCAAGUAAUCAUUGCGACAAUGCUGCUACAGCAUGUAACACUGGAGCUGAAAUAAACAAGUGAGAUAUGA